UCUCGCCGUCGAAUGGGUAGAGCGAAAGUUAAAGAUUUAUUUCUCCUGCUUAUUUUUUCGUCAUUUUGAAACAUAUUUUUCUCUCUUUUCUCUUCCAAAUCGAAGCUGGAAAGUCGAAACCCUUUCUCCCUCCCAAAUCAAACUCAGCUCCAAAUCUAGCAGGAGAAAUCAUUCAAUUGAAUUUUUCAACGAAACCCUUUCUCCUGUUCUUGCUCCAUCUUCAUCUAACGAGGAAUUACAACAGGUGCUGUAAGUGAGCACAAGCCGAAUGGCUCUGUGCUUAUUGCAACCAGUGGAGGACUAAACCAACAAAGGACGGGGAUCGACCUUCAACUAAGGUUCACGCAGCUCCUGGUGGUGGAUCUUCCCUGGGUUACCUCUUCGGCGGAGGUGGUGGUAGCAACCGAGGUUGGAACGGCUGUUGUUACAUGAGCUGAUGGAAGAUUAACAUUGGGUAGACUUGGAGCACUUUAUGAGCAGAUAAGCUGAAGCUAAAUUUAAGGUCUCAGCAGAAUUUUCUGUACCUUUCACCUGAAGUUAAUGCACAAGUCGUUCCUCCAGUACCCCUUUACCUUUUUCUUCUUCCAAUGUUUUUGGCGCCAUUUUGUGCUUUCUGCUCCCCCGUCUUCUCUUCUUCUGUUGCUUUAGCAUCUUCGUCUCAGCAGAAUUUUCGAAGGUCAGAGAUAAAAUAAUAUGGCGUCUGCUUCAGAUGAAGGUUUGGGUUUUGGAAGUGAAGAUAUCGAUGCGUUGAUUUCAGCUCUUCCAACUGAAGUGGAGCUUUUGAAGCGCGCAUGGAGAAACGAGAAAGCUUCUCCUGAAAUUCUUCAAUUUCAGGACGAUGUAGUAAGAAAUGCCAGAGUCCAAAUUCAAAAUAUGGAACAUACUGUGGAAGCAUAUGCCGGAAAUGGUCAGGAUGCACUCACGGUAUCACUUUAUCAGAUGGACUUGGACAGGACGGAGUUUUUAUUGAGAUCGUAUCUUCGAACUCGCCUUCAAAAGAUCGAGAAGUACAUGAUACACAUUUCGAAAACUGAAUUAUGGAAUCGGCUUUCUAAACCUGAACAAGAGUUUGCGAAAAGAUGUAAGGAAAAUAUGGAAAAUCAUCUGAAGCAAAGUGUUUUAUCACGAUUGCCUUUUGGCUACCAGGAUUUUCUUAAGCAAUCUAUAUCAAGUGAAGAGGAUGAUAUGGUUCCAGAGCCGCAGCUGGACACAUUUGUCUUCUGCAAAAGCAAGGGGUCUGUUGGAUCAUUUCAGCUUGAUGCCGUUGGAGAUGAGGUUGUAGACCUAAUUGCUGAUGAUCUGUAUGUCCUAAGAUACAAGUCAAUAAAGCCACUUGUAGAAACGGGGCAGAUUGACCUUGUUUGACUCCUCUUUCAACUCAUCCCAAGUCGUUAUUCACCACGAUGACUUAACAUAGUGAAAACUCGACAGUAGGCAAGUCACGAUGGAAAAUGUCUUGCAUGAUGGAAGUUCAAGUGUAAUUUGUGCAUUCUUUGUCAUUGCCAAUCAUGUUGUUCAGCGUUGAAAGUGAUCAACAACUCUGUUCAGUUAUUGUUCGUCACCUCAGCUUUUUCUUAGAAACGUUAAUAUAAGUUUCUCGAUGUACCGUACAUCAUUAUACCCUUAAACAUCAUACAAUAUGAGUUUCUUUGCUUCACGUUC
This is a messenger RNA of Papaver somniferum (opium poppy), 1662 nucleotides long. RefSeq names its product DNA replication complex GINS protein SLD5-like. Gene Ontology annotation, biological process: DNA-templated DNA replication; double-strand break repair via break-induced replication. The coding region runs from base 694 to 1365 and encodes 223 amino acids. Gene Ontology annotation, cellular component: GINS complex. NCBI's taxonomy places the organism in Eukaryota, Viridiplantae, Streptophyta, Magnoliopsida, Ranunculales, Papaveraceae. The record is from RefSeq and is a predicted model, not a curated record. The transcript has 9 exons.